Molecule: messenger RNA, 2106 nt
Organism: Euleptes europaea (tarantolino)
Lineage: Eukaryota; Metazoa; Chordata; Lepidosauria; Squamata; Sphaerodactylidae
Gene: NMBR
Product: neuromedin B receptor
Exons: 3
Coding region: 1-2106 (701 amino acids)
Biological process (GO): bombesin receptor signaling pathway
Cellular component (GO): membrane
Molecular function (GO): bombesin receptor activity
Source: RefSeq, a predicted model, not a curated record
AUGCGGCCAAACGGCCAGCCUUUCGUCUGGGCAACGGAGCUCCCGCACACGUGCCUGCGGAAGUCCGGUGAAUCCUAUGGGGCUCAGCCCCCCGAAACCGAGAAGGGUGGGCGUGUUUGCCAACAGUUGUCAACCUCUCCUGCCUUGGACCUGGAGGCCCUCUUCUUGAUGUCAGCGGGGGCUCACGUCCAUCCAAGUCCCUUGAGUCGACCAACCCGCCCGGGGCGAACGAGCCCCCCCUUCUUUCCCGAAGGGGAGGCCGGCCUUCCGCGCCGCCUGGGGCCGAUGGGGCAGCCCAACCCGGGCCGCGAAGCCGGCGCCGGAGGAAUGGGCCGAGGGACCCCGCAGGACCCUCCGGCGCUGGCGGGAGCCGCGGCCCAGCCUCAAGGGGGGACGCGCCGUCGGCUGCGGUUGGGCUGGCCGCGUCGGACGGCGGCUCCGGCACGCGGUCAGCACUCCAGCACGGACAGCUCCCUCCGGCCGCCCCGCCGCCGCUCCUGCGGUCCGAGGCGCCCGCCCUCCGACGUGAAGCUCGCAGCCGGGGGGGGGGGGGGACGGGGGGGGGCCUCUGGUCUGGAGCACGGGGGGCGGAGGCGGAUCUGGCGCCCCGGGUUGGUUUCCCCGCUCCCGCACCCAGCAGGGGGACCUCGGGCUAGCCGCAGCUCUCUCAGCCCCACCUGCCCCGCAGGGCGGCUGCUGCGGGGAAGGGAAGAAGCUUGGAAGCCGCGUCGCUUCUUCCUUACGCGGUCGAGAAAGUGGGCCUCGCCAAAGGGCCUCUUCUCCUGGCCGCCCCCUCGCCCCCUGCCGCGCUCCUGGGAGCCUCUCCGGACUCCUCCUCGCGGAGGCGGACCUCGCCGCGGGUAUAAAGGCGGGCAGGCGGCCCAGCUCCGGCGGCGGGCUCCCUGCUGCCCAAGCCAGGCGGCCGGCCUCCCGCCCCGUCCCGUCCCGUCGGGCAGAGCCGAGCCGAGGCGUCGGCGGGGGUCCAUGGCGCCGAGCGGGGCGGGGGGCAACGGGACGGCGGGGGCGCGGGGCGCGGGGCCGGGCGCGCUGCUGGCGGUGCGCUGCGCGGUGCCGGCGCUGUACGGGCUGCUGCUGGUGGCCGGCUUGCUGGGCAACGGCACCCUGCUGCGGGUCUUCCUGGGGCGCGGCGGCCGGCGCAGCGCCCCGCACCUCUUCCUCUCCAGCCUGGCGGCCGGCGACCUGCUGCUGCUGCUCACCUGCGUGCCGGUGGACGCCGCCCGCUUCUUCCUGCGCGGCUGGCUCUUCGGCGCCCUGGGCUGCAAGCUCCUGCCCGCCAUCCAGCUCACCUCGGUGGGCGUCUCGGUCUUCACCCUCACCGCCCUCAGCGCCGACAGGUACAAGGCAAUUGUAAAUCCAAUGGAUAUUCAAGCACCCAAUGCAGUUAUGUGGACCUGUAUAAAAGCUAUAGCCAUCUGGAUAAUCUCCAUCCUGUUAGCAGUUCCUGAAGCUGUAUUCUCUGAAGUGACCCAUAUCAACGAUGCAGAUAAUGUCAGUUUCACAGAAUGUGUACGAUAUCCUCCAAAGGAUGACUUGCACCCAAGGAUUCAUUCGGUGAUGAUUCUCUUGGUAUAUCUCCUUAUCCCUCUCACUAUUAUUAGUGUUUACUACUAUCAUAUUGCCAGGAGUUUAAUUAAGAGUGCACAUAACCUACCUGGAGAACACAGUGAACAUUCUAAAAAACAGAUGGAAACACGAAAGCGCCUGGCCAAAAUUGUCCUCGUCUUUGUAGUACUGUUUGCUGUAUGCUGGUUGCCCACCCAUGUGCUGUACAUGUAUCGGUCCUUUAACUACAGUAAGAUUGAUCCAUCACUUGGCCAUAUGGUCAUUACUUUGGUAGCCCGGGUACUCAGCUUCAGCAAUUCUUGUGUCAAUCCGUUUGCACUCUAUUUCCUCAGUGAAAGCUUCCGGAGGCAUUUCAACAGCCAGCUUUGCUGUAGCAUAAUGCCUUAUAAACAGAGGUCUACCACUUACCAAAAUGGCUCUUCAGCCAUUCGAAUGACUUCUCUGGAAAGCCACGGCAGGAACACUGUCACCAUGACCCCUCUGCCUAAUGGGCAUCACCCCAAACAAGAAAUAUCUCUGUGA